GUGUACAUUGAAGGUCGAUAAAUCGACCGAAAUCGAUUGAAACAACAUCGGUUAGUCGGUUCGCCCACCACAUCAAUCGACGAUCGAUUUGGACAAGCAUUGAUCAGUCAUAAUAAUAAACCCCAAACCCAAUUAGGUCAAACUCCUACUACCCCUACUUCUCUAGUCUCUCCCCUCUAGCCUCCAUACUCAAUCGCCCACCGAGGCCCCAACAUAACACCAGGCCCGUCAAAAAAUCCAAGCCCCGGUGCAACACACCUACCUCCCUUUCGCAUAGAAAUUGUUCAUAAAAAUAAAAUGAAAAACGAUUUGGACAAAAAAUUACCAACCAAUCCAACUGGUAGAUCGAUGGGUGACAAUGGUGAUAGGUCAGUCGAUUUCUAAUUUAUGGAAAUCGACCUUGUAGACGCCUAUGGAAAUCGACCUUGUAGAUUUGGCGUCGAUUCCUAUAAGAUCAAUUCAGAUUGACUCUAGUUCAUUUAGAAAAAUAUGGUUUUUAGCCCAUAAACGGACCGGACCGAUGCCACGAAAGAAGACAAAACUAUAAUUUGCAAAUAAAACCCAUAGAAAGAAGCCGAAUACAGAAAAUGUCCGGUCCAGAGCUGGAAGUGGCAGAAUCCCUCUCUUCCGGAGAAGCUAAAAGAUGAGGCUCAGAUAGUGCCCAUAGAAUUCCUUCAUUCACAAACCCCACAAGCACUAUGAUUUAUCAUUAUGAAGAAGAAACCAGAGGUUGAAGACGACCACCGUCAUCUCGAAAUCCUCAAGGCGGUGGCGCAGGCCUGGCACAGCCACACCGGCAGUUCAAAGCCCGCUAAUGAAUUCGACGCCCACCGCCGGAAUUGCAGAGGCACCCCCUCCCGCUUCAAGCUGGAGGCGAUAAGAACCAGGUCCUCCGCCGGCGACCGGAGCGGCGGCCCGAGAUGGGACUUCAGCCAAUCGCUGUGGGACUCGUAUGAGAUUGUGACGGUGUCGAAGAAGCUGGAGGCGGGGCUGGUUCUCGACGGCGACGUGUUUCAUGAAUACGACGGCGGCGGGCGAGGGAGAGUCCAGCGGAAACACACAGAGAGUAACAAUAGUCUCAGAAACUUGUUCAACAGGGUUUCUUCGAGGAGGUUCAACUAGCCGCCAUUGAAAUUUCAAACCCAGAGAUGCAGAUGACUGGAAUCCGAUUUUGUUGUUUGAAUUUUUGUUUUUGUUUUGAUCUACAUAUUUGAGAGAUCAAGUUACAAAAUUUGUGAUUUUUGUGGGUGGUUGGUUCAAUGGUUUCUUCUACUUUCUGAUUACCA
Molecule: messenger RNA, 1286 nt
Organism: Momordica charantia (bitter melon)
Lineage: Eukaryota; Viridiplantae; Streptophyta; Magnoliopsida; Cucurbitales; Cucurbitaceae
Source: RefSeq, a predicted model, not a curated record